UUUUUUUUUUUCUUUAAUUAUAAGAUUAAUCGCUUGCGAAAUCUCUCCUCUCUAAAGAAACUACCGCUCUGCUCGCUAUGUAUGUGUCUAAUAGUCAACAAAAUUUUUGCGUGUCGAUUAACAAAAGUGAGAACGAAUUGCGAAGUGAGAAAUCGAAUACGAUUUUUUGUCUAAAAGAAAAGUCGUCGCGUCGAUAAGAUAGAAAAAAAGUGGUUAUAUAUGCGAACGCCGUCGGUACGAUCAUUUUCCUUAUUACCUUGUAAGAACGAAGGAAAGAAAAGGAAAAUAAAAUAUAAAGAAGAUGGAGUUCGAAUUAGGCCUACAUUUAAUCAUGUAUUACGUGUAUCGAUAUCGUUCAAAAAGAAUUGUUCAAUCAAACGACUUUCGGUGUAUGCGUUUCGUAUAAUAAUAUAAAGAGAAAAGAGGAUAGAAAGAAAAAAGUGACGAAAAAGUGAAAAAAAAAUUUCAGCAGGUAAAACAAGAAAAUAAAUAACAAGAAAUUUGCAUGUUAAUAAUGCAUACGAUCCUAAGAGCACACUGAAGAUACGCUCCUGAAGGUACAUCGAUAUGUGCACUUACGAGAUUAUUUGUAAUUAAUACAAACGAUAUCGUCCGUAUAUAUAUAUAUGUAUAUAUACGUAUACAUACAUAUAUGCACGACACGCAGCGAUAUAAAUUUAUAUGAACUGUGUGCAAGCGUGUGUCUCACAUUGUGAAAGCAUGAAUAAAUAUGAGAUUUUGUAAAUCAGGUAAUACUUUUCAUAUUCUAACCUAAAUUAAUCAUCGAAGGUAUCACAUGUUCAUUGUUAUUCCUUGUUGAUCGUAAUUAUGUAAUUAUUUGAUGUUAUUUCUUUUUAUUUCCGUGACAACAUAUCGAUAUAAUAAUUAAAGAAGAUAAUCGUAUAAUUCUAAUAUAUCGAUUACACAUCGCGAUUUAAAAUUGCCGCUAAGAAUUUUCGCAGUACUGCGCAAAUUGUGAUUAUUGCGCCAUCUGAAAAGUUUUAUCGCCAUUCUGCUUUACCGACGUAGUUAUAUUAUUCCCUACGUAUCUCGAUAGCUAAACAGUAUGAGUGUGUUCGUCCGUACAAUUGUGUUUAGUUUAUAUACGUAUAGAAAUAGCAAGAGCAAGCAAUUAAUCGCAGAUUUUUUGUUUCCUGGACUUGGACAAUAUUAUGUUUUUUAAAAAUCCUUACAAAUAAUUAUUAUCCAUGUAUGUUUUUUAUAUAUAAUAUAAAGAAAAUCGUCGAAGAAUUUAUCGUAUACGUAAUUUAAAUUGAUAAAUAUUAAACUGAUACUAUGAAGGUUAUGAAGGAUACAAAACAUAUCGAAGAGUUACAUAUUACGACUUUUAGCGUUGUCAUUAAUUGCGUUAAGAGAUUGAGACGAAUAAUAUUGUUUUCUUCUACUUUUUUUAGGCGAACUUAACUAUUAAUUUCAAUGUGCUCGAAUUAUCGAUGCAUGAUUUCUUAGAGGUUAUGUUACAAACCUAUCUCUCUCUCUCUCUCUCUAUCUCUACACAUAAUUAGAAAAUGAAUAGGUAGCAAUGUGACCUUUGAACUAUAAUACGCAUAAACAAAGUUUCGCCAAUUCAUAGUGAUGCAUUCUUUAUUAUCAAGAUGAUGUAUAUAUAUUAUUAACUCUUAUAUAGUAGAAUGCAAUGAAAUUAAUUUAUUUCAAUGUUAGGCUUACAAUUGAAAAUUCAAGCGAACAGAUGAUAUGGCUGAAAUAAAGAACGAGGAGAAAACUGUAUUGGAAGCAGAUACUGUGUUUUUGUUAAUGAAAAGAGGAUUUCCUAUCUCUCGUAAUGUGAGAGCCCAAUGGAUGUUAGAGCAUUUGGACUCUGUAAUAGAAAUUCAACAGUCUAGUACAAAUUAUGAAGACGCGCCUGAGUUAGAAGUUGUAUCUGUGUUACCAAACGGUUCGCCUGGGUCAUGGUCGUGUGAUACUAGUCAUCAAUUUCUAUAUAAAGUUAUAGGGACUACUUCAAUAAUUUUUCUUGCGCAUAAAUACAGAAUGGUUUUUAGUUUAGACUUAAGUCCAUCGCUUGCUACUGUUGAUAUACAGCAUGGAGAAAUUGUUAUAGAUGAGGUAUAUUUAGCUACUAAAAGAUGUCUUGAAGGAAUAACUAAACCGUUUACGAUUCCAGGCAGUAAACGUACAUUACAACCAGAAAUUUUUGUGACAGUGAUAGCUCAUACUCCAUUUCUUACAAGUCCGUCGCAACAAGUGUUAGUUCAAGGAUGGCUACUUACUGCCAAUAAUGUUAACCAUCUAAUACAGCAUUUAGAAAAGCAAUUAAACUUGUUGGAGGAAAAAGUAUCAUUUGUAGCUGCUAUCGCGAAUCAACAGUUGGAAACUUUGAAAGCAGAAAAUGAGCGUUUAGUCGGAGGCCUUUUUGAAGAUGGUACUAGUUAUUAUAAUAAAAAUAACAGUUGCCUCGGCAAUACUGCCAUGAUUUUACCAGAAGCUAACUUUAUUAACAUGCUGCGCUAUGGAAUGUUAGCUCUUACUUUGUUACCGGAACAUAGUUGUGCGCAUCUGAUUAUUAUCUCUGAUGGGAUAGUUAGCACGACCGAUGUUCACGUGUUAGAUUCAAUUAUGCAACAAUUGCGCGCAACAACUAUUGCAUGUAGUUUUGUACAUGUCGGUAGCGUAUAUCAUCCGCAUUGUGCGGACGGAUUGAUACCUUAUCAGGAUCUCUUGUGUUUUCUUGCAGCAGCAACUUUAGGGAGUUACAUGACAUAUAUGCCACAAAUUGUACCUGAACACGGAGAAGAUAUAAAUAUGUAUCAUAAAAAUUUUCUCUAUUGGCAAUUAUAUCGUGACACAUCCAAUUCUAUUAUCUCAACUAAACAGACUAAGUGGCAUUCUAAUAAUACAUUUUUUUACGGUCACAAACCAGUUCAUCUUCUGAGAAAGAAACAGAUAGACGACCAAGUUACGUGUACGUUAAGCAGUUUAUUGUGUUGUCGCUUGCGCGAGGGAUAUUUAAUAAAGAGAGCAAUAAUAAGAGAAGACAUUCUUGAAAUAUGUUUCGUUCUUUUAUGGAAGAGCAAUGUCUUUUUGGAACACUUGGUAACGUGUCCUUGGUCUUCUAAGUCCUUGUCGGUCUCUAAUACGAUACAAUAUACAAUUACGAUAGAAGCGCCUUACGAAUUUCUGCAUGACAUAACGUGUUUAUCUAAAAAGCCGCUUAAGUCACAAUAUCGUCAGGGUGUUGUAUCACGUUUUUGGAUAGCCAUAAAAUCGUUAACCGAAAGCGACAACAUGUUGGCACACUUCAGUUGGUUUCCUGGAUCCGGUUGGAGUUGGUACAACAUACCGGAUACCAUUAGAAGUGGAAUUCCUGUAUUCAAUUUAUCUGCUCACCCUGUGCCUAAUACUCUUCAGCUUAGUGAUGCUGCCUGCCCGCAGUUUGGACAAAUAUGGCAUCCAGUCGUUUCGAUGGAAACUGCACAAUGGGCCCGUUGGAUGCACACGCAAAGGAUCACAUUGGUUUUAUCGCACGACCGACCAUUACCGAAAUAUUUGCAUCAAGCAAAUCAGAAUGGAAGAUUUCAAUGGAUUCAAUGUCGUCAAGCGGCCGCUGUUCUAUAUGCCAUGUUGAAAACUUGGGCAACGUUUGUACUAGUUGAGAAUCACACAUAUGUCCAGUUUAUAUACAAAGAAGUAGAGAAGCCACCAGUAGCAUUUUCAUUAAUACGUGUUAAUUGUAAGGCACUCUGUGUCGUGUUAAAUAUUGCGUUCACAGGUGGGACCGAGGGUGGUGUCAGGCAUAACGUCGUAGUCGAUCUUAUUGAAAGAUUAUCUCAAUUGACUUUGCCAAAUAGACCUAUGGAAUAUCAAGAAACGCUUUGUUGCACGGUUAUACACAAACCUUUGGAAAAGAUUUUGAUACGUUACGAACGUGUACCUAACGAUCCAAGCGUUAUGGUAUUUCCUGACAUAACGCAUACGAAUUCAAACAGAAAUCCAUCGAUAUUGACCAACAAUCAUACCACGACGCUAUCGAGAUAUUUGUUUCACAAUCGAUGGUUGUGGCACGUUAAACGACCAUUUGUACAUAUCGUACCUGGUAUUACCUUGCCACGAUUGAACAUAACAGCGAUCGCUAGGAUUCUCUCAACUAUUACAAAGAUGCGUUUAGAGGAAGGUUUUUAUUUCGCUUAUUCGGCAGCUGGCAUCAUAAACAUGGUAUUGGAGGUAAACAUGCAAGGUCUUGGAAAAAAUUCCGAACAUUUCCCGUGCAUCGUACAAUAUAUCAUAUUUCCACCUCAAAUUGUAUUGAAUGCAACCCUAGAAGCGGAUCAAUCCGACGAAGAUACCGACGAAGGUACCGUGGACGGUGAUCUCAGUACAGAAGACUGCGAGGGAUCUGGCGAUUUUCAAAUAAUCACGGAAAUUUGGAUCGAACCGCAAUAUGGUCACGUAGGCAUGUUAACCAAACGUGCCGGUGAAUUCAUGCACUCUCUGCAAUAUCAUCAAUUACCUGACGCGAUCGCUCGCAUAGACGAAGAAUGCGUAAACGCUCUGCUAACUCUCGAGUACCUGAGUCAACUCUGUCAGGUAACGGCAAUGGAAAAUGGAAACGAAGUUAUUUCUGGUCAGGGCUUUCAAACUUUGAGGACGAGCGAUCGUAGCGUAGAUUCUAAUGGAUACGCGAACGCGACAGGAUGCUUCAAAGGAUCGACGAUGAUCGACGAAAGGAUUCAUCACAUGCACUUUACCUUCGAUGCUCUCAGCAUUCUACCUAAGUGCCAACAAGGCGAACUCUUGUUCUCCAUGUUUGCUAAUGGUUCCGAUCAUGUCGAAGAAGGAAGACAAAGCGCUAACAGGAUUCUAAUGGAAGGAUUUCUGAAACGCGUUAAACAUUUACAUAAUAAAGAACUCCAGCUUACGAGUAUGCAGUCGCAAAAAUUUACCGAGAUGCUUUUGAAUAGACCUCGCGACGACGAAUCUAAUUUGGCAUUUUUUUCGAAAGAACGAAAUAAAAAAAAUGAGAUUCCUUCAGAUUAUCAUCCUCAUUGGCGUUGCUUCGUUAAAGGGAUAAGUGCGACCCACGUGAUAAUGACUAUUUUGCCAGCAUCGGAAAAGGACGUCUAUCUAAUAGCGUUUCCUCAAAAUCAAAACGAAAGUGAUUUAAGCAAUAGAAAUAGCUUGGACGUUAACGAGACAAAUUCUUCUGAGAAUUUGUACGAAAAGAAAUCCGAUUCGUUCGAGCAAAUCUCGCCGGACAAUUCUAAUUCCAAUCGAUCUAAUACACCUCUCGACAACGCUAAAACGACCGAGUCCGAGGGUCUUUUAAUCCCUGUUUACGUUUACAACUGUUCCUUGGCAUUGUUGAUCGAUGCAUUGAUCGAAAAAUUGGAGUCUCCACGUAACAAGGAUAUUUAUCAGGAUCAUACGUUUCGCGUUGGUCAGAAAGAUCGAGAAGAGUUUCUUCAUUCAAAAUUGAUUAACAGUAUGAAGACCUCGUCGCCCGAACCGAAAAGCGAAGACUCGGAUAACGCAACGAGCGAUCAAAAAAGUUUGAUGGAACAUUGCAAGAUGUUAAACUUUGCCCAUUGCCAUUGCUACGUAGCAGCAGUUUACAAAUCCUUAGCUCUUCAGCAGCCACUCAGUUACGAGGACAUGGAAGCAGCAGUUGAAUUGUGCGAGGAAAGUUUGAUCGAGAUAGACAUAACUAAUUAUUUACAAUCGGUAUGCAGACAUUUGAGUAUAUCCCAAGAUGGUAACAUAUCGAGUCAGUUGAAGAGUAACGUUUGCUACGACGUUAAACCUUUGCACAAUUUGAUAAAAGACAAGUUCGAGGGUAUUAUAACCGUUGCGUUCAGACCGGUACCGGCUCAUCCAGAAUUUUAUUAUUGCUCGCCAUUGUGGAUUUCGAAAAAGACCGGUCGAGUUCAUUCGGAGAGAUCGGACAGCGACGAUGAUUUAGAAGCGUUCGCGUUUCAUUCGGAUAUCAAUUGCAAAUUGGACGACUCCUCUUGCCAAGGAAACGAGGAUGGCGAUGCAACGGGCACGAACGAUUUUAGAAAAUUACCAAACUGCGUCUAUGGCGAUUCCUUCAAUGACGAGCUACAAGAGGACAAUAUAUCCGAUAAGGAACAACCGCUUUUCUUACGAUUAAGUUGUUCGGUAUAUUUUCGUUCAGGUUUGAAAAGUACACCUGUCAAUUUACUUCCUACCUGCUUCAGCGAGAUCGUUCAAAGAAUGGACGUUCUUUCGAAGGAUGAGAAUGAAACGGAUAUGAAUUUGAAUAAUCUCAAAGUUUCCUUAGGUAUAAUAUGUUUGAAUUUACCUAGAGAAGUCGUUGACGUUACUGCGAAACGUUGUAGAAAUGUGAAAAGUAAUAAUAACUUUUACGACUCGGCGCUCGAUAACGUUCACGUCGAAUACGAACGUAGUUUGAGCAGCGAAAAGAAGUCCGAAAGUUUACCGGAAAGGAUGAAGCAUCUUCCGCUUUACCAGCACAGUGCCAUCACCAAUUUGACCUACGAAAUCGAAUGGUUGUUGCAAGAUGAAACGGCUACGGCACUUUUGGAUCGAUCACCCCCUACGGAAAAAACAUUGAAGUUCGUAGCUCGUCACGUCUCGGAGUCUACGGAACGGACGAGUUGUUCCAUGGACAAAGUACCGCUUCAUUUCGUAUUUCCUUCGGAGAACAGCGUUACGAAAUUUUUGGAAGAGCUACAGAAAUUGCGGAUCGAUCGUUACUGCAUACAGCAAGAGGGCUCGCUGUUUUAUUUUAUUAAAAAUGCGGAGGACUCGUUCGAGGAAGCUGCCGAUAAAGAAAAAGUUUCGAGUUUGAAGGAUCAAGUGUUGAUUAGAAGAGAUGAUACUAUCGAAAACAUCGAACAAAACGUACCUAUGGACGUUCGAACUUCCGGAAGGUUCGACACGGUUGAUCCGCCAGGUUGCUGCUCCGAUAUUUCUAGCAUCGGUGAAGGUAAAAUAGGUACGGACGAUGGUUACGAGGGUGAUAGUAGCAACUCCGAAGACGAUUUACAAUGGUUGAUAGAAUUGGACAGGCGUAGAGACAGUCUUCCGAAUUUCUGGCUAAUUUUGCAGGUCGAAAAUAGCCACGUCAAUGUAUAUUUUCACUGCAGAUUCCUAGAGCUGGUCUCGCCCGAAGUGGACUGUUACAAGCAAAUACAAACGAUGCUGGUCACGCAAUUGAAAUUGAUAUGUCGUCGAGUGAACCAAUACUUGCUUCUCCAAAAUCUUCACGACACGCGUACGUGCGACGUACUUUUGGAACCGGAAUUAAACGAGGAUCACGUUUGGAGAGGCGAUACUAGCAGCGAGUCGGGUGGUUCGUUACAAAGCAAUAGUUCGAUCCUUAACUUUACAGCGGGCAUGUUCCGUUGUCCCGUGGUUUGGGAAGUAUCAUUUUAUCUGCAUCCUCGUUUGAAAACUGGACCGGGAAGGUCUGGACUGUCUCGUGGUAUAAAAGCGCUCCAUAAUGUUUUGAAUUGGUUUUCGGUAAACAACAGAAGUAACAUGUUCGUUUAUCAGGAAAAUAACAAGAACGUAUUUUACUUGAGACUUCACGAACAGAUCAAUGACGGGAAGCCUCUUCAAAACAAGCUUUCGGAAAGCGACGAGAAACUUACGGUUUCUAGAAGCAACAGCGCAGCUUCGUUAUCUCAAGCCAAAGGUAUCGACAGCACUAACGAUCAUUCUCUGGCCAACGACACGAGACCAAGAGUCCGAUCUUUCGGUGAAAAAGAAUCCGACAUAUUGAACAAGACUGGAGAUUCGAUAAUAUUGAAGGUACACGGUAUAUCCGAGGCCGGACCUUUGGUAAAGUGCGACCUCGUACAAGUUUUACAAAAUCGUCUGGACGAUGCCGUCUUCGAAGUAUUGUCGGUAAUGCUGGCGCGCAAUCCUAUGUGCAAGUUGACACCGGCCGACGUUCACUUCAUUCAAAAACCAUACAAAAAUCCUGAAUCUAUAGUACAGUUAUCCGUUCAACCGCAUUGUCUAUUACACAUGGCAGCGUUAGGACAUUACCUCAGACAAAAUUUAUUACAAUUUCUUUAUAUACCGAAAUAUACCGAUCACAGAACAUGUUAUCACUUUCAAGAUUAUUCCCAGCCAGAGGGUUCCAACAACAGGGUCGCCGAGUCCGAUAUAUUUUUAUAUAAUCAAAGCCAAUCGAGCGGCAGCAAAGGUAUAGCUUGCAUCGCUUUGGCAAUCGCCGAUUCCAAGAACGAGACUCGUCAGAUCGACGAGGCGUCUUGCGAAGCGAAUCUUCGCGAACACUUGAAGGCCGGCAACUUCGAGAACUUGGUAUCCACUUCCAUAUAUACGAGUAAGAGCAACGCCAAACGGCUGAUAGAAUUUAGAAUAUGGAAACAAGGCCGGGUCAACUUGGAAGCGUUGCUUCAAAAAUUGUGCGCUGCCGUCAGAUAUGCAACUUGGGAUUUGGUUACGGAGUACAAUCUUUUGUCUACGGCUCUCACCGAACCGUUGGAAUGUAUCGAUAAGGAUACUUCGACGGAUGACAAGGAAACGUCUCAACAAAACAAGCAGAUUCAAUCGAAGGAUCCCGACAAUAUCGUUAUCAACCAAUACGAAUUCGGGGAGGAAGGCAAGCUCAACGAGAUCUAUCACACGAUAUUAACUAAAUGGUUCAAAUAUGCUUUGGACGUUGGCGUGCCCGCCGUUAAGAAACACGAAGUUAUAAUUCAUCACAGACACUCCAUUCCCGUUAUCGUCAGAGAAUUACAGAAUUUAAUACGCGGUCAUGCACCUGACACAUCCAGCAGAGCAUUCGUUUUACGCGAUCGUCAGCCGUUUCUCAGUGAAACUGUCACCUGUACAUCGAAUCUCUUAGCCUUCUGUGAAAAUGCCGAGGCUAGAAAAAGAUGGCUUACGAACGUUAACGAACGCGAGAAAACAUUAUCUCCGGUUUAUGUCUCCUGUGAUUUCAGCAAACACGAGCAGGGAACUUAUACGAAUUGUAUCCUGAUCGCUAGAAAUUUUUAUCAAUGGAAGGUAUCCUUUGGCAAGACGAUCGAAGAGGAAUUACUUGUUCCCAAAGAUCAAAAAUUGUUGCAAAAAUUCAAUCCACUGAUACUGCCGUCCGACUUUGUACCAAGACAGCGGAUACUAUUGGCUGAAAUCCAAAGUGGCAAUAUAACGUUUUAUAUGUACAAUUGGUCGAAAGAGAGAUCGGAAAAGUUUAUCAAGCAAACGACGAGCUUGGGUACUUGGCUGUCGUCGAGAUCGCAACUCUUCACGAAUAUAAUAAUGCAAAAGUUGGGUAUAUUUCAUCAUCAACCAACGUCGAAUUAUCAACAGGGCGAACAAAAUAAUACCCAGUACUAUCAAAUCACCGAUAUGGAGAGUCUAACGAAAUUUCCGCACGCCUCGCACGGUGAAAAUAAAUCGGGUUCUAAGCAACAUGGCAGGAGUAAUCCUUUGCCGUGGAAUCAGCUGGUUGGCCAAGCUACGAAAGAAACCGAGAGCAAUGUUUAUCAUUUGAACGACGACAUUGAUCCCGUUGUGAAAACGGCAUACGACUUGCAAGAUUUUCGUCAUCGCGAAAGAAAAGCAAAAGAGGAUAUGAACAGAUUGUAUACGAUAUGGCAAAAUCGUAGUUCUGCCUCGAAUAUCCCAGUUUGUUUCGACACAUUGAACACGUUCAAACAACAUUCUCGUUUGAUACACUUCUGUCACACGCCUUUGUUAUUUUUACCAACGUGGCGUUUGCAGUCAGCCGCUACGAGAGAUCACUCGUUGACGCCGCCGUGUUCUCUUGUCUCUAGUAACGUCGGUCAACAAGCGAACGAACAGACUCAGUCGAAAGAGGACCCAGCGAAAGCCGUCAUCGUGAAGUGGCAUAGAGAGCUUUGCAACUCCAUGUUGACAGAAUACAAACAGUACUUGCAAAUUUUAGGAUUCAGUUCGAUUCAAGUCGAAUCGCAAGACAAAACAGACACGGAACAGACGCCGCAUCAGACACAUUAUUUGAAGAAAUCGAUGUUGGGUGGAGUUUUGUUGUUCGAGAUUCACUUGGCCCAGCCAUUUUUUAUUGCCAAGUUACGUGUCAUCGAAUGCAAUCGUCUUUCAACGAAAACUAACAGCGCCAUUAUCAAUCAAUUCGUCUUGAGCUUCGUGGAUGCCUGUGAUAAAAUAAAAAUCAAUAUGCACUUGCAUUCGUUUACGUACGAUUUUCAUUUACGUUGCAUUCACUCCUACAUAGCUGGCAAAGGUUUCUGGUCGUUGCAACAAGGUUACCAUCUGACACAUUUCCUCGACGAUUUUAACAAAUACUACAGCAAGGCACCUAACUACGCAAGAAAUCUCGUUUACAGUGGUAAGAUUUCCAGGUGGUGUCGUUUCUUUCGGAUACGAGUACGAUCGAGUUUGUUCGUCAAAUCGUACAUUUAUGUUUCAGACGUGGUCAAUGUAAGAAAUUUAGCUACACCAGCUCGUAUGUUGUAUACUUAUUUAUUAGCACACGAGGAAACUUACGGUAUGCGAGCAUUCGUGAUGUCCAACGAACCUCAAGAGUCUCAGGAAGGUGAAUACGUUUUGUUUAAGCUACAGAGCACUCCGUUGGUUAGUUAUUGCGACGCUCAAGAUACCAGAUACAUCGACGACUUCGACGUUGCUCUGAUAGUUUCAAGAAUCGAACAGCCACCGGAAAUAGAAAGGACGGAGAUAACGUUGAAAUAUUAUCUCAUGUUGACCAGCAAACGUGAGCUCUAUCCUAAACGAGACUUGGAGAAUAAUAAGCUUGGCAAAUUUCGUACGGUUUAUAGCGUCAUCAAACUGGGCAACAAUUCUCAGCCUGGAAAUUCCUCGGAAUCUAAUUCAAUCUCAAUGGUGGUGCAACCAUCCGUUGUUAAAAAAAGUUGUAAACGCGAAGGGAACAAUCCAACGGAUUCGGACUCGCGUAACAGUGAUUUAGAUUCAAACGAUAACUCGAAGGAAUCCGAUGAGAAAACGGUAACUACGAUAAACAAUUUGGCACCGACCCCACCGCCGGUACCAAACUCACCCCUAACGCAAAAUCAUAAUAUUCUUAAUACGUCGAGUUCGUCGUCGUCGUCGCCGCACUUGGUACAGAUUCGUCAGGAAUCCGUAAAUUAUUUGGGAUACUAUUCGUCCCACGAACAAUUGAUGCAGCAAUUGAUCAUGUCUCAGGCUCAGGCAGCUAGACGACACAUAAUCGAUAUGAUAGAACGUGGUGCUUCCCAAUGCAGGACUCACUUGCUUUGGAACAAAUUAUUCGAAAAUAAAUCAUCCAUGACUUAUACGGAAUUCAUGGAAUUGUGUUCAUUGGCUCACGUCGAACCUCUUUCUCAUUUGGAGCCUAGACUCAGUUCGCUUAGCAGUCAACCUGUUUCUUGGUACCAAACUUUGACCAAAGUUCUUCAAAACAAGUAUCAAGAAUAUCAUAAACAAUUUAGUACUGCCGAUGGGAAUAUAACUCAUCAUCUUAUACUACAUCAUCGCUCUCUUCAAGCAUUUACUAUGUUGACAAUCGAUCUCCAUACGUCCAGAGGGGAUCUAUACGUCGUUUAUCGUAAAUCGGCCGAAGUCACAAAUACACCCGUCAACAUGGAAGAUGUUUACAGUUUGAUCGAAGGAUUCAUUAAUGCCUGUUGUUUCCAUUUAUGGACUAGCUUGUGUAAUCAAUGAUCAGAUGUAAGGAAUACUCACACGAUACAUCGUGGAUUUAAUAC
Molecule: messenger RNA, 11702 nt
Organism: Vespula pensylvanica (western yellowjacket)
Lineage: Eukaryota; Metazoa; Arthropoda; Insecta; Hymenoptera; Vespidae
Product: KICSTOR complex protein SZT2-like
Exons: 24
Coding region: 1717-11658 (3313 amino acids)
Cellular component (GO): peroxisome
Source: RefSeq, a predicted model, not a curated record